CUAGCAGAGCGGAAUUCUCUUGGGAUUUCCAUUUUCCCGCUUUUACUCUGAGCUGUUUUACAGUCUCCUGGUUAUGGCGUCUCCGCCGAUCCUCGACUGGCAGUUAGACGAGGAUAGGUUCGUGUCGCUUCUGGCGAAGCUUGUAAACGAGGCGCGAUACCUUCAGAACAACCCUCCCGAGUGUGUGCCCAAGGAGGACCGCGCGGUGCGACAUGUCUUGGACGUGCUUCAGCCCUACAGUGAGGAGGAGGGCGGGCCUCUGGAGAUCCGCCACGUGAGUUAUGUGGAGGGCAGGGGCAAUCUGAUCAUCACUUACAAGGGCACGGAUCCGUCCAAGAUCCUCUCAUUUGUUGGAUGCCACAUGGACGUCGUUACAGCCAACCCCGAGGACUGGGACUUCGACCCCUUCACCUUCUCUCAAGACGGGGAUAAGCUGAGGGGACGCGGCACCACGGACUGCCUGGGCCACGUGGCGCUGGUGACGGAGCUCAUGCGCCAGCUGGCAGUGUGCCGACCGGAGCUGGGGGCUACAGUGGUGGCGGUAUUCAUUGCGAAUGAGGAGAACGCUACAGUGAAGGACAUUGGGGUGGAUGGGCUGGUGAAGGCGGGGCUGCUGGACCACCUCAAGAACGGACCCCUCUUCUGGGUGGACACAGCGGACAAGCAGCCGUGCAUUGGCACGGGGGGCAUGCUGGCGUGGAAGCUCAAGGCGUACGGCAAGCUCUUCCACUCGGGCCUGCCCCACAAGGCCAUCAACCCCAUCGAGCUCGCCAUGACAGCACUCACAGAGAUCCAGAGCCGCUUCUACCGCGACUUCCCUCCCCAUGAGAUGGAGAAAACCUACGGGUUUGCAACACCUUCCACCAUGAAGCCAACACAGUGGUCAUAUCCGGGCGGCAGUGUGAAUCAAAUCCCAGGAGAAUGCACCCUAGCAGGGGAUUGCAGGAUAACACCCUUCUAUGAUGUGGACAAGGUGGCAGCGAAGCUCAGGGAGUACGUGGCAGACAUCAGCGCCAACCUGAGCUCGCUCUCAGGCCCCGGGCCUUGCUCAAAAUUCGUUCUGCCCGAGGAGAAUCUGACGGGCAGGCUGGAGCUGGAGAUAGCAGAGGCGCCAAUGAAGGGCGUGGCGUGUAACCUGGACUCGCCUGGUUACCAUGCGCUGGUAACCGCAACGAAGGAGGUGAUGGGCGAGUGCAAGCCGUACUCCAUCACAGGAUCCCUGCCGUUGAUUCGCGAUCUGCAGGAGGCUGGAUUCGAUGUGCAGACCAUGGGAUACGGUGUUAUGGCCACUUAUCAUGCUCGUAACGAGUAUGCUCUGCUAUCCGACUUCAAGCUUGGCUAUCGUGUCCUUACAAACCUCAUACAUCGCCUCUCAUGACGUUGUCGGGCUGAGCUGAAAUAGUAUGUACAGGAUUGUGUCUUCCAAGGAAAUGCAUUGUCAAAUGUAUUGUCAAAUGUAACUUAUGUAGCUACUGUAGACUAUACUGGAUUGUGCCUUAGAGGGUACAACCCCUAGUCUAUAUACCCCUGUAUCCUUCUAUUCUACUCAAUUACUACUCAUUUUAAUAUGGAGCCGUGACUCGAGGGCAGAGCGAAGCACAUCCAGCUGCGGUACUUACUCCUGCGUGAGCUGCAGCAGCGUCGCCAGGCCCGUGUAGUACACUUGGCCUCCGGUGCCAACACAGCUGAUAUCUUUACGAAGGCGCUUGCGCCUAAAGAUCAUCAGCGGCACUGUGUAUAUCUUGGUCUUGUUCCUGUAGCUUCUCACUUGCUGGGCCUUGAUUGUGUACAAACCUUUUCUAUAUAUAUUACCCUGACUGGCCUUGUGGCCUCUCCCAGUGGCUGGACUAGUAGUGCCGCCCAGGUCUUGCUCUUGCCUUGCCUGUAUUCCUUUGACUGGUCUUUAGACCUCUUGCCUCAGAGGCUGGACUAGUAGUGCCGCCCUGAGCUGCUUCUUCUCCUGUUAGGCACUGUCCCUAUAUAGUCUAGGGGAUGUGUCAAAUGUAACUUAUGUAGUUACUGUAGACUAUACUGGAUUGUGCCUUAGAGAGUACAACCCCUAGUCUAUAUACCCCUGUAUCCUUCUAUUCUAGUC
Molecule: messenger RNA, 2095 nt
Organism: Closterium sp. NIES-67
Lineage: Eukaryota; Viridiplantae; Streptophyta; Zygnematophyceae; Desmidiales; Closteriaceae
Source: the annotation of a GenBank genome assembly